Messenger RNA from Puma concolor (puma), 1491 nucleotides. RefSeq names its product solute carrier family 17 member 4 (gene SLC17A4). Lineage: Eukaryota; Metazoa; Chordata; Mammalia; Carnivora; Felidae. Gene Ontology annotation, cellular component: apical plasma membrane. Gene Ontology annotation, biological process: monoatomic anion transport; transmembrane transport; sodium-dependent phosphate transport. Gene Ontology annotation, molecular function: transmembrane transporter activity. The record is from RefSeq and is a predicted model, not a curated record.
AUGUCUACCAGAGCAGAAGCUGAGGCAAUGGGACAUAUUUCCAGUGAUGGCAAUUUCAAUAUGGCUCAAGCACAAACCUCCAGGAAAGGCUUUUGUUCAGUCCGACACGGGCUGGCCCUCAUCGUGCAUCUCUGCAAUUUUUCGAUUUUCACCCAACAAAUGAACCUGAGCAUAGCCAUCCCAGCUAUGGUGAACAACACAGCCCUGGCUGGCCCAUCCAACACCUCCACAGAGAGGCCUCCCACCGCCCCCCAGGACAGCUGGAGUGAAACUCUAAAAGAAUUUAAGCCAAUGGCCCCUACGUAUGACUGGAGUCCUGACAUGCAGGGGAUCAUUCUCAGCUCUCUCAACUAUGGCUCCUUCUUGGCUCCAAUCCCUAUUGGCUACAUGUCUGGAAUAUAUGGAGCGAAGUACUUGGUUGGUAUUGGUCUGUUUCUUUCCUCGGUCUUGACCUUCUUCAUCCCACUGGCAGCUGAUGCUGGAGCGGCCUUCCUUGUUGUCAUUCGGAUAGUUCAAGGCAUAACCCAGGGUAUGGUAUUAACAAGUCAGUAUACAAUUUGGGUCAAGUGGGCUCCCCCACUGGAAAAGAGUCAGCUCAUCAACAUUGCCAUAUCAGGGCAACUGCUGGGAUCCUUCAUCAUUUUCCUCAUCGGUGGUUUCCUGUGCCAGACCAUAGGGUGGCCUUAUAUCUUCUAUAUCUUUGGUGGAAUUGGCUGUGCCUGUUCUUUUCUCUGGUUUCCUCUUUUUUAUGACAACCCCAUAAAUCAUCCGUUUAUCAGCACUGGUGAGAAGGAAUACAUCAUGCGUUCACUGGCUCAGCAGGACUCUUCACCAGCCUGGUCUCUGCCCAUUAAGGCUAUGGUCAGAUCCCUACCACUUUGGGCCAUUUUAAUCUUUCAUUUCACUGAAUUCUGGAGUUUUUAUAUUUUUAUGGACUACACACCAACAUACUUCAGCACCAUACUUCAAGCUAACGUAAGAGACAGUGGGAUCCUCACAUCCCUGCUGUUGGUGGCUGCCUUUAUCUGCACUAUCUUCGGAGGUCUAUUGGCAGAUUUCCUUCUCUCCAGAAAACUCCUCCGACUCAUGAGCAUCAGGAAACUGUUCACCGCCAUAGGGGUUCUCGUCCCAUCUGCAGCCCUCGUGUCCCUGCACUGGACCAGAUCCAGCCUGAGCGCCACCAUGGCCUUGUUGGCACUGUCUUUCAGCACCACCACUUUCUGCCAAGUAGGCGCUUUUGUUAACUUCUUGGACAUCGCUCCUCGGUACACUGGCUUUCUCAAGGGACUAUCACAAGUCUUUGCUCACACAUCGGGAGCCAUUUCUUCCACUCUUGCUGGAUUUAUAAUGAAUCAGGAUUCCGAGUUUGGCUGGAGAAAUGUCUUCUUGAUUUCAGCUUCUGUGAACGUAUCAGGCCUGGUCUUCUACCUGAUCUUCGGGCAAGCAGAGGUCCAGGACUGGGCCACAGAGCAGACACUCACUUAUUUCUGA